Molecule: messenger RNA, 642 nt
Organism: Parnassius apollo (apollo)
Lineage: Eukaryota; Metazoa; Arthropoda; Insecta; Lepidoptera; Papilionidae
Source: the annotation of a GenBank genome assembly
AUGGGAUCACUUGAGCCCAAUUAUGUAUUUGCUCCAAAAAUUCAUGAAGAGGCAUAUGUGAGUGGUCACCAUGAGGGCCAUUCAUUAAAUGUACAAGUUGUGUGUGACCCAGACCUGUUAAUUUUGAACAUCAAUGCUAAAUGGCCAGGAGCUAGACACGACGCUCACAUAUGGGCAAAUUCAGCUGUACGCUCCACCAUGAAGCGACAUUUUGACAAUGGGGAUCGCCGUACAUGGUUACUUGGUGAUGAUGGAUAUCCUCUGGAGCCAUGGUUGAUGACCCCAAUAAAAAAUCAACACCUUGGGACACCGGAGCGUAGAUACACUGAUGCUCAUGGUUCAGCCAGAAACACCAUAGAAAGAUGCUUUGGUGUGCUAAAGUCUGUUUUUAGGUGUCUGUCUCAUCAACGCCAGUUAAUGUAUGAGCCAUAUACUGCUGGCCUUAUAGUAAAUGCAUGUGCAGUGCUACACAACAUGCGUGUUAAAUAUAGAUUGAUGGAACCAUAUGUCACCACAUACACAGAAAUCAUUGCUGAUAGCUAUAACGAUGAUUACUUGGAAGAUACAGAACGAGUAACUGGCACUGGGCGAGCUGUUGCAGAGCGUAUACAAAGAAGACUCAUAAAUACUGCUUACACUUAA